Messenger RNA from Actinia tenebrosa (Australian red waratah sea anemone), 471 nucleotides. Its product is annotated as U-actitoxin-Avd8d. The record is from RefSeq and is a predicted model, not a curated record. NCBI's taxonomy places the organism in Eukaryota, Metazoa, Cnidaria, Anthozoa, Actiniaria, Actiniidae.
GGAAAAGAGAAUCUCUGUCAGUAAACAUGGCAUCAUCGUCAUACUUCAUUGUUCUCGUAAUUGCCAGUGUUAUGCUUCUCAGCCAGGUUUCUGGGUUCUAUCUUGAAGACGAAAAGCGGCCUGAAGGCUUCCGCGAACAAAAACCAACACGUCUUCCAUCAGGUUGUAUCAACCGUUUUAGUGACUACAUCUGCGGAGAGGUCAUACGGAAAGAACAUUGUGUAUUGUAUGGAAAAAAGCGAAUGAACAAAUUUGCCGAAAGGUACUGCACAAAGUUUUGCGGAUUCUGUUGACCAGCUUAAAGGCAUAUAAUAAUGAUCAAGUAUCACCAAGCAGCAAGUAAAACAACACACGAGCCAAAUACAAAUACACAGACAAGGAAUGUAAUGAAAAUUGACAAUCCGUUUUACUAGAUAAACGAGUUUUAUGAAGCAAAAGUAUCACCAAUAAAGUUAAAAUUGAAGUUAAAGA